CGGCCUGACGCCGCGGCGCCGCCAUCUUGUCCGGGCUGAAGCGAAGCUGCCGCGAUGCCGGAGGACUGGGACCGCGAGGUCUACAAGCAGCCGCCGACGCGCACCCCGGUCGUCCAGCAGCAGCCCUACAACCCGAUCGGCCUCUUCGAGAAGUGCUUCUAUUACGGCGUCGAUAGGCCCGUCACCUAUUUCCGAGACUGGAUGAGCCGUCAGCACGCCAAGCACAAGUUCUACUACUACCACCGGCAGUACCGUCGCGUGCCGUACAUCUCCGAGUGCUUUGAGAACGACGUGCUGUGCAUCUUCGAGGCGGAGAUGCAGUUCGUCAGGGACAGGAAAGUCGAUCGGGAAAUCGUGAGGAUAAUCCAGGACAGGUUUAAAGUCUGUCAGUACAGGGAAGGGGAGGCUUACCUUCAAAACUGCGCCAAGGAGUUGCAGCAAUUUAUGGACGUCGCCAAAGCCUUUGAGCUCAGAUAUGCUGAUCUGGACAUGUAUCGUGGCGCUAGACAAUGCUUAAUGAAGCAGAAGCACAGAAUGAUCGAAGAAAGGAAGCAGGCGCAGGCAGAAGCGAACAAGCACUGAACGGUUGCUGCAGACGUAGGACGCCAGAACGUGGUAUUGCGUUAUAUGCAUCGUUGCACCGUGGUAUGGUCUGUAAGCUGUAUAGUCUUUAACUCCAAUAAAACAGGCAGGGAUCUCUGCCAAACUGA
This is a messenger RNA of Alligator mississippiensis (American alligator), 710 nucleotides long. RefSeq names its product NADH:ubiquinone oxidoreductase subunit B10 (gene NDUFB10). The coding region runs from base 55 to 582 and encodes 175 amino acids. NCBI's taxonomy places the organism in Eukaryota, Metazoa, Chordata, Crocodylia, Alligatoridae. The transcript is spliced from 4 exons. The record is from RefSeq and is a predicted model, not a curated record.